This is a messenger RNA of Sparassis crispa, 771 nucleotides long. RefSeq names its product glutathione-S-transferase. The record is from RefSeq and is a predicted model, not a curated record. Bases 1 to 771 code for a protein of 256 amino acids. Gene Ontology annotation, molecular function: glutathione transferase activity. The transcript is spliced from 4 exons. Gene Ontology annotation, cellular component: cytoplasm. Lineage: Eukaryota; Fungi; Basidiomycota; Agaricomycetes; Polyporales; Sparassidaceae.
AUGAGCAUCCCAGAUGAGAAGAUAUUCCCCCACGCAACUGGCCUCGCCGCCAAGACAGUUGAGCUGCAUCAGCAGCCCCAGGAUCUCGUCUUCUAUGCCGGAUGGUUUUGCCCCUUCGUGCAGAGGUCUUGGAUUGCGCUCGAGGAGAAGGGUAUCCCGUAUCAAUACAAGGAGGUAAACCCGUACAAGAAGGAAAAGCGCUUCCUCGAGAUCAACCCGAAGGGCCUUGUUCCCGCGGUCGAGUACAAGGGAAAAGCCCUCUACGAGUCGCUCAUCAUCUGCGAGUUCUUCGAGGACGCAUACCCCUCCUACACGCCGCACCUCCUCCCCUCAGACCCUUUCGAACGCGCAUUCGUGCGCCUCUGGGUCGACUUCAUCUCGAAGAGCAUCGUCCCAGCUUUUCACCGCGUCAUUCAGGCCCAGGACGCGGAGAAACAGAAGGCUGGGCUCGAAGAAUUCAACAGGGCCCUGCGGACUCUCGCAGAGAAGGUCAAGGGCCCGUAUUUCCUUGGAGAGCAGUUCAGCCUGAUCGACGUCGCUCUCGCACCGUGGGUCGUGCGCGACUACAUCGUGCAGGAGCAUCGCGGCUAUACGAGGGAGGCGGUCGGCGCCAGGUGGAAGGAGUAUGCUGAGAGUCUCGAGAAGCGCGAGUCUGUGCUGAAGACACAGAGCGACAAGGAACAUUACGAGGAGAUAUACGCUCGGUACCUGCGCGACGAGGCGCAGAGCGAGGUCGCGAAGGCUAUCAGGAGUGGGAGGGGUCUCCCGUGA